Fulvia fulva is the source of this 282-nucleotide messenger RNA. RefSeq lists its product as uncharacterized. The coding region runs from base 1 to 282 and encodes 93 amino acids. The record is from RefSeq and is a predicted model, not a curated record. Lineage: Eukaryota; Fungi; Ascomycota; Dothideomycetes; Mycosphaerellales; Mycosphaerellaceae. The transcript has a single exon.
AUGAGCCGCGUCCCACCCUUCCGCGGCGGUUCCAACUACCGAGGAGCCUACAGACACGGUAGUCUGCACGACCUCAUAGUGGACCGGGAGUUCCACGGCGGGCUCUACAACCAAUACGGUCCAAACUACCAUGGCGUCCCAUCAGCGCGUCUCGGGUAUGGAGGCUCCUGGCAAGGUCGCGCGGGUCCGAUCUUCUACCAUGACAUGCAAAGACACUGGAUGGGUAUGCAGAGGGGCAAUGUCAGGAACUAUGGAUAUCUGAAUCCUGGAGGCUUUCGUUGA